ACUGGUAUGUAUCCCGAGGGAUAAUAUCCUCAUCUACGGGAUAGGUGUUGAAGGAUGAUGGGGAAACUAUUUUAUUCCAGCCCCUAGAAAAGCUUGCGGUAUAUUAUAAGGCACGCAGGACAAGGGUGGUUCAGUAGCUGAGAUACGACGCAAUGGCCUCCUGCGCAGCUUGGCGGGAGAGGAGAGGUUAGCUAGCUAGCAGCCAGGCCCGGUCUGAGCAUUCUCGCUCCAUACUCGUUCUCUGACAGGCAGUAGCAACGCGUUCUGUGUGCCUAGUACUAGUGUUAUGUUGUGUCAUCUACCAUGAUUAGCCGACAUGGAGCUGUGGUCAUCGAAAUCACAAGUGGUUUGUGAAAUCAAAAGAGUUUCCGUUGUUGCGUUUGUUGACAGUGCAAUAUGAAUAUGACCGCUUGUGUACAGUGGUGAUAUAAGUAGGAAUUUCGUUCAUGGCUGUCGCGUGUUAGAUCGGGGAGCACUUGAAGUUGUAGCUCUACAGUGUUGAUUCAAUAUGAGCUCAGGAGGGACGGAACAUACCAUGGAGGAACGCAUGGCAGCCUUCAGAAGUGACCCACAGCUGAUGGAAGCGGCCACCAAAUUUGUCAACGAUGUCCUGGAAAAGGCCAAAGAAGAGGCGUUGCGUCGGCUCAAGGAGAAGGCGGCGGCGGAUUCAGGAGAUGCAGAAAAUGCAAUGGAGAAGGAAAAAUAUAGACAACCGACAAUGAAACAUCACCUGAUCUUAUCACUGACAUGGCCAGUGAACACCAGGAAGAGAGGGCGCUGGCAUUCGAGAGCGCGGGGUUUCUUCAUGAGAGUAUUUGCCUCGCUGUGUCUCUGCAACUCCAACGGCGCCAAGGGAUCGUAAUGGCGCGGAUCUGCACCACGGCGGAAUGAAGAAAAGUGAUUUUUACUAAGAUCGCUUUUUAUGCUGGCUGUCGUAAUGGGAACAGUAUUUCCGGAGCUAUGAAGUUGCAUGUUGCACGGUUCGGACGCGACUCUUAAUUUUACAUUUAUUUUUGAUCUGUUGUGUAUCUGACAUUUCUGACGAUUAACAUGUGGGGCAUAUUAUGUCAAAAGCCGACACAGACCAUGGAAGUGUUUUAGUUUUGUUAGUAAAUUGAGUUGUCUAUAUUUCUAAAGCCGUCUAGAUUCUCAUCUACUAUUUAAGGUGUUGUGAAAUUUUCACAACAAAAACAAAAUUGGAUUGAACUAACGUCAUUAUUCAGUUAUUGUUGGGUAAAUUGGCGCGUGCGGUUUCAAUCAAACGGCCCCGUGGAAGGUGAGCGUUUGAAUGAUUUUCUUGUGGUUGUCUUUUGUUUUAAAUCCUUGCUGACACCGUGUAAUCUGAUUAAUUUAGUCCUCAGCACAUUUACGAGGUUAAUAUUGUUUGAAAUUAACCCCAUAAACGAGAUUUUGCGAAAAUAACACAAGUAGAAUUUGUUUUGUCUGUAACUUACAGUUGUCUCCUUCCUCCUGCACAUAAACUAAAUUAUAAUUAUAAUGUAUGUAUACUUCUUAAAUAUUUUAGUGAAGUAAUUAGAAGAAUUGAGUUUGUGGUACGCGAUUUAUUUAUCGAUUUAUUGACUGAUUCUAAACUGUCGAUUAAUUGAUAAAUGCAGUGUCUUUCUUUUUUCUCUCGCUUUAUAAUCGAUCGACUGCCCCAUAAAACAUGCUACUGCUAUGUUUAUUUCAGUUCGUGUGUUUAUGACAGGAGUCUCUUUGGGUAGUAAAUACGUGGCCCUGCCAUACGCCUUGUUCUAUUCUUGUGUUAUGAUGAGUUAUACAACUGCAUGUAAUUAACAUUUGGUAUAUGUAAAUCAGCUUUGUUGCAUUUAUAUUUCAGCCUGUCUGACGUAACCUUAUUUCAAAGAAAUUAGUUUACAACCGGCAAACAGACAGUUCGAUGUUCAUACCUCAGUGAUUUCUUAUCUGACAGGAUAUCCAUUACCCACCAUGCAUCUCUGCAGACAGUAGAACAGAAAAACUUCGUACCAUGUCCCGUUUGUAAGUAAAGCAUAAGAAUAUACAUACAUGUUCUGGACCAAUGCAGAAUAAAUUUCUUUCCUGUAAUUAUAAUAUACUACACUUUUGGGAGAGAUUAUUCACAUAAAAAUUUAUAAUUAAAAUUAUGAGAAAUUUCUAACCGAUGUAUUUUCUUCAAUAAAAUGCACAGUAUUAUAUGAAACGGUAAAGUACAUCUAGUCAGCGAACUGAAUACUGAGAACGUUUGGUUUGUUGGCUGUUGGUUUAUUAGUUAGGGCCAUUAAUAGGUAAUGCAAAUUCGCAAGUCUCGCGGAAGUGAUUCACGUUCGAUCAUAAUUAUGUGAACAUGUGAAAAUUUCUUUCUUUCUUUCUCUCAGCCUCUUGUAACCGUAGGUAUCGAGGUUUUUAUUUAUUUGAUUAAUCUAUUUGUACAGUGGAUGAGUGAUAAGCCAGACGCAAGGCCUCUACCUAUACAAACACAGAAAGACGCGGACAAACAUCCAUGCCUUGAGUGGGACUCGAACCCGCGGUCCCAGCGGCCAGGCACACGAGAUCCAUGCCUCAGACCGAGUGGCCACUGCGGCCGGCACAUGUGAAAACAAAACAUCAAAACAUAACACACGUGAAUAAAAUUCGAUGAUGAACUUGUGUGUGAGAGAGGAAUUUUAAUUAACGAAAGAUGAGCUAUUGCCCUAUUAUAAAUACAAAGUGCGAAUUUUGGCCACAAUGUCUUAUAAAAAUUCGUGGAACACUUAAAACCUUGUAGCGACACAACGGUUGUUGAGUACUGGCGUAUGUUGAUAGCUGUCGACGUAUGUUUAUUAUAGUGCCAUUCGCUAAAGUGGUAAAUUGAAAACAUAGGAUGAAGUCCAUAUAGUUUAUUUAUUUAUUAUAUGUAGUAUACGUGUAAGGAAGGUUUUUAUGUUGUGGGAUGUUUCAAAUAUUUGAAUUGAUAUUAUUCUUGUUUGUUGAUAAGACGAAAUCAUUUCCUCUCGCUAAAGGCUGCAGGUUUUGAGCAACAAAACCAGUGCAGUGUUUAUGAUCAAAUAAUGCAGGUACUUAUCUAAGUUCUUUUGAAACUGUUGUCAUUUGUUGCCCCUGGCAACUAAACGCGAUGCUCUAUCAAGUAUUUUGGAGACCGGGUUCUCUAAAAAGAAAUCAGUUAUGAUUCUUUAUAUAAUAAUCAGUAUUAUUAUACAAAUAUUUCAUAUUACUACAAUUGAAUUUAAGCACUUGGAAUAUUUUGUACAUUAGCCUAACAUGUUUCGACUUAAUUUCACCAUCUUCAGAGGCGUCAUCUAUAUGUGAAGUAUUAAAGAUUUACAUUAAAUGCCUACAUUAAUCUUAAAAUUAGUACAAUGUCCUUAAUUUGAUUAGUUUAAAACGCUAAACAUGUCAGUUUAUUACAUGUUUUCUUAUAUAUAAUUGCUAUUUUUCUUGAUUUAAAGUUUCUUUAUGCUUUGUUUUCCUGUGGUAUGUAUAGGCCUGUCUCGUGUUUGCCGCAAAUAUAACGUAAUGUAGUUUUAUUAUAAUUGUUUGGAUGAUUUCAUUUAACUUGUAAAUUAUAUUAAUAAUUUCUGACCUAAGUUGAUACCUACUUAUUGAUAUGUUAUCUAGUAUUUAGUACUUGCUUUCUGAUGUAUUACUAACGUAAUUUGCUUCCCUAUUGUUCCUUUCAUCUGUUUGAAUUACGUGAAUGGAUCGGCCAUAACAUGAAACCUGCGUACUACAUACUCAGGAUUGUGUUCCACACUAGAGUCACUUUUCCACAAAGUCGCCACUCACAUUCAGACAUUUACUUAUCCGACCGGUUUAACAGUUUAUUGAUUCCAUCUUGGAAGAACUGGGUGCCUUCUGCCUGGAGCCAUGCCUGUAUUGCUUGCAUGACCUGAAAAUCCGGUUAGAAUUGACGACCAGGGAAACGUUCUUCAAUGGUAGACACCGGAGCCACAUCGGGACUGUAAGGUGGAUGACUGUGAAGAAUCUGACACUCGUGAGACGAGUUUCAAACAACCAGCACCUUGGGAUGUCAAGGAAUUCCCGACUUACACUGUGACAACUUAACGACGAGUUUACUCGAGAAAUCCAUUUGACAGGCAGAAAACGAAUCAUUGAUCGAACUUCACUACAGACCACUCCUGCAACGGUAACACCAAUUCAAAACAGCUGUUGUGGCUCUCUUCAUGCAACUAUUGGCACCUAUUGACUAUAAUGUGGACCUCUGUCCUCCGGGUUUAUGUUGUCACGUUCAAUAUUCAGAUCCAAAUGUAGACAUGUCUGAAAUACAUUCAUAAAAGUAGCUCUGCGUUUUGCCCUCGUAUCUCGAGACAAGGUCCACAGAUUUGAAAUCACCAAGGAUUUUCACCAGUGGGGCACAGUGAAGCAUCUUAUAUGACGUCAAACUAUUUUCUAGGAAAUUUAAUCCAUUCUGUACACAUUUGACGACGUGUAUUCGCCAGUUCGGAUUAUAAAGCCCAGAUGUGCAUGGAUGCCAGUGGCUACCACGUUCAGCAUCUGAUGUGACGCGGUGCAGUUUCACAAGAAGUAAGAUUUAUAGGCCUAGUUACAAUAUUAUCAUCGUUAUCAGUGCAUAAAUAAUGGCUUAUUGCCGAAGGUCUGAAGCCUGUAGCGAGAGAAUGGGUCAGAUAUUAAUGUUUCACUCUACUUCUUCGUCUUUCCUUGUGAGCGUCUACCUAAAGUGUAUAAUAAUAUGUCAUUAGCUCACGUGUCUUAUUAGAUGUCGGUGCGAGUCCGCUGAAUUCUUCCACUUUGUCAUGGAAAGAUCAUGAACAAAUGGACAGACGAGGAAACGUAUUAAUAUCAAGCAGUAAAUGCCACAUUUUUAAGGAUUUAUAAAAUUAUGUAAUUGUUUUAGUAUGAUGUUGAUUUGCGAUAUCUUUUCGGGAAGUAAAAAAAUUGAAAAUGUA
Molecule: messenger RNA, 4907 nt
Organism: Zootermopsis nevadensis
Lineage: Eukaryota; Metazoa; Arthropoda; Insecta; Blattodea; Termopsidae
Source: RefSeq, a predicted model, not a curated record